This is a messenger RNA of Tarenaya hassleriana, 1264 nucleotides long. RefSeq names its product mitochondrial dicarboxylate/tricarboxylate transporter DTC. The record is from RefSeq and is a predicted model, not a curated record. Gene Ontology annotation, molecular function: oxoglutarate:malate antiporter activity. NCBI's taxonomy places the organism in Eukaryota, Viridiplantae, Streptophyta, Magnoliopsida, Brassicales, Cleomaceae. The transcript is spliced from 6 exons. The coding region runs from base 131 to 1030 and encodes 299 amino acids.
AAUAUAUAAAACCCCCCCGAACCAUUUCUUCCUUUCGCCUUCUCGAGCUGUUCUCUCUCUCUCUCUCUCUCUCUGUGCGGAAUCUCUUCUAGACUUCUUCUGUUGUGUGUUCGAAUCCGUUAGGAAAGAGAUGGCAGAGGAGAAGAAGGCUAAACCGAGCGGUGCCUGGACCACCGUCAAGCCCUUCGUCAAUGGAGGCGCCUCCGGUAUGCUCGCCACAUGCGUCAUCCAACCCAUCGAUAUGAUCAAGGUGAGGAUUCAGCUGGGCCAGGGAUCUGCAGCCUCUGUGACCAAGACCAUGUUGAAGAAUGAGGGAUUUGGUGCCUUUUACAAGGGGUUGUCUGCUGGUUUACUCAGGCAAGCAACUUACACCACUGCCCGUCUCGGAUCAUUCAAGAUGUUGACGGCAAAAGCAAGCGAGGCUAAUGAAGGGAAGCCCCUACCUCUAUAUCAGAAGGCUUUGUGUGGUCUGACUGCCGGAGCCAUUGGUGCUUGUGUUGGAAGCCCAGCAGAUUUAGCACUUAUCAGAAUGCAAGCUGAUGCUACGUUGCCCCUAGCUCAGCGUAGGAAUUACACAAACGCCUUCCAUGCCCUUUCCCGUAUAGUUGCUGAUGAAGGAGUUUUAGCACUUUGGAAAGGUUGUGGUCCUACCAUGGUUAGGGCCAUGGCUUUGAACAUGGGAAUGCUUGCUUCUUAUGAUCAGAGUGCCGAGUACUUCAGAGAUUCCCUCAAUUUCGGGGAAACAUCUACUGUGGUUGGAGCAAGUGCUGUUUCGGGGUUCUUUGCCUCAGCUUGCAGUUUACCUUUCGACUAUGUCAAAACCCAGAUUCAGAAAAUGCAACCCGAUGCCCAGGGAAGAUAUCCCUACACCGGAUCUCUCGACUGCGCCAUGAAGACCCUAAAAUCGGGCGGACCUCUGAAAUUCUACACGGGUUUCCCGGUGUACUGCGUUAGGAUCGCUCCUCACGUCAUGAUGACAUGGAUCUUCCUUAACCAGAUCCAGAAACUGGAAAAGAAGGUUGGUUUGUGAUGUUCUUUGAGCACUACCAAAGCUCUCCAUCGGGGAAAGAAAGGGAAGGUAAGCGAAUAAGAUAAAGCAGCAGCGGCAAGACUGGUGACACAUUUUUGGCUAUGAUUUUUUUUUCUUCUGCAUUUUGAUUUGAUAUAAUAAUAUAACACUACUGUUAUUAUUAUAAAUCUCACGAAAAAGCCGUGAUGCACAUCGGCUCUUUCCAUUCACUUAUCAAAAUUUUGUCUUUUUUUA